AUGCAGAACCCUGGGCGCAUCGGAAUUGAGCUAUCACUCCGCUGUGUUCCAGAAAUCCUCGAAACCGUGAGUAUCGAUGGGUGCUACGGGGAACCGAUGUGCAAUGAGCUAGUGCGUCUUUGCUCUUCUUCUGGAAGCCAGCACUCUUUGAAGAAGCUCAACGUUUCACGCGACGAAUAUGGUCCAUUGUUAGAUGACCAGAUCAUUCUGGCAGUCAAAACCCAUUUCAAAGAUCUCACAUGCCUCAGUAUCCAAGGCAGUUCAUAUGGAAUUUGGUAUGAAGAGUGGACGACUAUAGUCUUUUCAGACUCGUUGAGCACAGUCUGUGAACUUCUCAACCAAACAUCGAUUCAAGAGCUCUGGCUCAGCAUACCAUGCAUAAACUUUGACCGAGCUACUGUCCUUGAGUAUUUGAAUGAGCCCGUUACGGAAACCGCGGAGUUCGAAAAUGCAACCGAAUCUGAUCUUGAGCGAGGAUAUCGCAAACUGAUUGUGGAUAUCGCUUCAGCAUGCCAUCACAUCCGCAAACUAGUUAUCGUUCAGCAGUCUACACCUCGAUAUUUUCCUGGUGGAAUCGGCUCUCCUAGCAACGUCAUGGGAUUUACUCUUGUUGGAACCAGGUCUCCUGACAAGGUCAUGGACGUCAAGUUGUAUUAG
Messenger RNA from Fusarium subglutinans, 657 nucleotides. RefSeq lists its product as uncharacterized. Lineage: Eukaryota; Fungi; Ascomycota; Sordariomycetes; Hypocreales; Nectriaceae. The coding region runs from base 1 to 657 and encodes 218 amino acids. The record is from RefSeq and is a predicted model, not a curated record. The transcript is spliced from 3 exons.